AUGUCGCCAGCCACCGCAUCCUCGCCCUUCCGCCCGGCCGUGUCGUCGCCGCUUUCCUCGUCGCCCAUCAGAGCAUCGGCGUCGUCCGACUAUAGCCCGCCACGGCACCACCACCACUUCCGCGCCACGCAGUCGUCCCCCAUCGCGCCACCGCCGACUACGACCACCAGCGCCAGCGCCAGCAAAUUCAAAUACGCGACGCGCAAUCCGAGGCCGAACCCUGUAGUCAAGCGGCGCGAGGAGGCGCAGGACAGCAGGCGGCGGCUGUUCCUGCAGAACGUGCGGCAGCGCGCCGACGAGCACAAGUGGGAGCGCAGAGGCGGCGAAGACGAGUUACUCAAGCUCGAGUGGGUGCGGCUCAACCGGGAGCUGCGGCAGGCGAAGCACUCGGACACGGCGUGCAUGGUCAGCGAGGGCGAGAUCGAGGACGAGCCGGCGCAGCAGCUGCAGCCGCACCUCCAAAACAAUAACCAAAACCCAGCAAUCGACGACGUGGAUGCCCUGAUGGUCAACGCGAUCGAGCAGCAGGAAGAGGCCGAGCUGAACGCGCUACUAUCGUCGUUACCAGACGAAUCCCCGAACAGGCAGUCCCGGCCGUGGUCGCCUCAUUUCUUCUUAGACGACGACGACUACGACGGGCUGUUCAUGGAUUUUCUCUCACAACAGUCGCACGAUGACGCGGCGAUGGCCCUCUCGCAAGACGUGGAGAUGUCGUGA
Lasiosphaeria miniovina is the source of this 717-nucleotide messenger RNA. RefSeq lists its product as uncharacterized. The transcript is spliced from 2 exons. NCBI's taxonomy places the organism in Eukaryota, Fungi, Ascomycota, Sordariomycetes, Sordariales, Lasiosphaeriaceae. The coding region runs from base 1 to 717 and encodes 238 amino acids. The record is from RefSeq and is a predicted model, not a curated record.